Molecule: messenger RNA, 2814 nt
Organism: Epinephelus lanceolatus (giant grouper)
Lineage: Eukaryota; Metazoa; Chordata; Actinopteri; Perciformes; Serranidae
Gene: lhx4
Product: LIM homeobox 4
Biological process (GO): neuron differentiation; regulation of transcription by RNA polymerase II
Cellular component (GO): nucleus
Molecular function (GO): zinc ion binding; DNA-binding transcription factor activity, RNA polymerase II-specific; RNA polymerase II transcription regulatory region sequence-specific DNA binding
Source: RefSeq, a predicted model, not a curated record
AACAGCUCGGCACGGCACGGCACGGACAACAUCCCGGGAAUAGAGGCAUAACAGGGAUAGAGGCUUGACGGGGGACAGCGAGGACAGACAGCCUGCAGAGAGGAAGGAGAGAGGCCUCAUCAUCAGCAGCAUCAUACUUUUGUUUCUCUCCAGAAGACAGGACGGGGGAGUGCGCCCACCGUGUUGCGGGUGUAUGUGCGUGCGUUUGUCUCCCGGUUUGGAUCACGAUGAUGCAAAGUGCGGCGGUCCUACCGACAGAGAGUCCUGUAAAGAGUUUACCGGAGAUUCUCGGAGUGCCACUGCAACAGAUCCCUCAGUGUGCCGGCUGUAGUCAGCACAUCCUGGACAAGUUCAUCCUGAAGGUGCUGGACAGACACUGGCACUCCAAGUGCCUCAAGUGCGCCGACUGUCAGACUCCGCUGGCGGACAAAUGUUUCUCCCGGGCAGGAAGCGUCUACUGCAAAGAGGAUUUUUUCAAGCGUUUUGGAACAAAAUGUGCAUCAUGCCAACAGGGGAUCCCUCCGACGCAGGUUGUGCGGAAGGCACAGGACUUUGUGUAUCACCUGCACUGCUUCGCCUGCAUCAUGUGCAGCCGGCAACUGGCCACCGGGGACGAGUUUUACCUCAUGGAGGAUGGGAGGCUGGUGUGCAAGGUGGAUUAUGAGACUGCAAAACAAAACGAUGAUUCAGAGGCGGGGACCAAGCGACCGAGGACCACCAUCACGGCCAAGCAGCUAGAGACCCUCAAAAGUGCCUACAAAAACUCGCCGAAGCCGGCACGCCAUGUCAGAGAGCAGCUGUCCUCGGAGACGGGGCUGGACAUGAGAGUAGUGCAGGUGUGGUUCCAGAACCGACGAGCAAAGGAAAAGCGCCUGAAGAAAGAUGCAGGUCGACAUCGCUGGACUCAGUUUUACAAAAGUGUUAAACGCAGCAGAGGAGGAACUAAAGUAGAGAAGGAAAGCUCGGCCGACGACGCAGGACUCAGUGACAGUGAACUCAGCUUCAGAGACGACCAGGUCCUGUCAGAUCUCGGCCACACCAACGGGCUUUACGGGAGUGUCGGUGAUGUGACCAACAGUGCAGUUCUGAACGGCGGCUUCUCUGUCGACGCAGCAGGACAACCCUACCACGACAUCCGAGCAGGAAGCCCCUACGGUCUCCCUCAGUCGCCCUCCUCCAUCGCCUCUCUGCCCGGCCACACCCCUCUCCUCAACAAUCUGGGCUUCAGCAUGGACAGUCUGGUGGCGCAGGGCGGGCCGGGCGGCGUGGGACAGGCUCUGAGGGCCAUGGCAGGGGGCCCCACCUCAGACCUCUCCACAGGCAGCAGUACGGGAUACCCCGACUUCCCCACCAGCCCUGCGUCAUGGCUGGACGAGAUGGACCAUUCCCAAUUUUGAAUCUAGAACACGACAGAAGAUCGCUGUGGGGAUAAAACAGACUCACAAGGCUUUUUACAUUUCUUUCUUUCACCCUCCAAGACUGGUACGUUUUGUGACUUUGGGUGAAGAGGAGAAGGAAGAGAAGAAAUGUGUGACUCCCUCAGCAGUCGUGACGGUGAGAAAACAACCGGGUCCAGAUGUGUAGUUCGGACAAAAGCAGUGAAGAACACCUCCACACCGCUGAAUGUUCAAAAUCAACACUGUAUCAUACAAUUUUUGGUAUCACCUGACUUUAUUUUGUUCUUUCACUCUGAGAAUGAGACUCUGUGGAUUAAUGCUCACAGGGGAGGUGAUACUGUCGCCCCCAAAAUAAACCAUCCCUGUCUAACAGCUACAACAAUAGGGCUACAAUCUAGGUCAAAGUCCCUAUGAGACCCAGGAGGCACCUGCAUGCUUCUGAUUCAUGAUGAGUAGGACUGCUGUCUGGCCAUAUCAAAGCCUUUUACAUUGGCGAUGCACUUUACUCUCCUCUUCUUUUUCUACACACAUGGACAGGAAUGCAGAGAGAGGACGAGAGAGAAAAAGAGGAGAGACAUAUGCACAAGGCAAAAACACAGUGUUUCAUUGGGAGAGAAAUUUACAAGAACAGUGGCACAAGUGUGAAUUUUGAACCAUGCUGAUGUUUUUUAAAUGUAUUGCUGAAGCUUACAAGUUAUUAGGAAGUAGAUGGCCGUUGGUCUGUCUGUCCGUCUGUCCGUAGAAACCGAUGUCUCCUCUGUUUGAAUGAGGGCGAACUCUGUUUGCUACACAGCAGGUCUCUCUUCUAUAUUUAUAGGUGCUUGACUUGUUCUUGUCUGUGUAAAAGCUGCCUGAGAGCGGACGUCCGUCAGUAUUAAAUGAUCUGUUUCCAGACUCGCCAGGCAUCAAAGCUCAAGUGUUGGAGGACAGUCAAGAAGUUUAGGGUUCUGGAGAAAUUUGACUCAAGUUAAUAUAUCACACGUCUAAAUUAUUAUUAAUUUAUUUUUUUGAAUGCACAGAUGUAAGACGAGCGGAUGUCCAUUAAUAAGAUAUGCAGAUUCCUUUGCAGAUGUUAUAAAUUAGAUGGUUAUGCAACAUUAAUUUGACAUUCAAAACACCAACAAGUAUUAGCAGGAGUAAAAAGUCCCUUUGUGUUGGCUCCCCCUGUUUCCUCAGUCUGCUCCAGGCUUCUCUUGGUAAUCUACUCAGUCCAGCAGAGCUCUAGCUUUGCCUGCUAUCAACCUACUUACUGACCCCAGAUGUGUUGUCAAUCUGUUCUCCCUCUGCCUGGCCUCCAUGUCAGAGGGAUUACCACAGAGCCCCCCACUAUCACCCUACUGUCGCUUCAGUGCUGGCAUGACUGCUGGGCUGAUAUGUUUCUUACAGUUCAGGCCACAUCAGCUUAAAGCCCCCCCCC